AAGGCUUCUGCCCGCUCGCAUGCUUCUUCGAUUUUCGCGUAGUUUUCUGCAGCCUUUUCCGUGCGAUCUUCGUUUUGGGUUCCAUCCGGUGCUCGGACGACGACGAUUCUCCCCGUCGCUCUGGGCUUUCUUUCCUUGUGUGGUUUCUUAGGGUUUCCAUGUCCUCCUCGCUCUGUUGCUUAUUGGUGCGGUAGUGUUAGUCACCGACACGUCCUUGCUCUCGUGAUUCGACGCUUCCGAUGAUGGGUGCCAAGCAAGUGAAAGUACUUUGAAUUAGAAAAGGUUUCUGUUGCCCUUUUCUAGUGGAUAGUGUGGUGGAAAGAAGAGUGUUAUGAAGGCGAUAAACGAUGGGUCAAGCACUUUGCUGUGUGACAGUAGAUCAAUCUUCUGUCGCAAUUAAGGAAUCAUUCGGAAAGUUUGAGGAUGUUCUUCUGCCAGGAUGCCAUUGUAUGCCUUGGUUCCUUGGGAAAAAAGUUUCUGGGCGGCUCUCACUAAGGUUGCAACAGCUGGAUGUUAAAUGUGAAACAAAAACAAAGGAUAAUGUUUUUGUGAAUGUUGUCGCAUCUGUACAGUACCAUGCUCUGGCUGAGAAAGCAAGUGAUGCAUUUUACAAGCUGAGCAACACAAGAUCUCAAAUACAAGCCUAUGUGUUUGACGUAAUCAGAGCGAGCGUCCCAAAACUGAACCUGGAUGAUGCUUUUGAGCAGAAGAAUGACAUUGCAAAGGCAGUGGAAAACGAACUUGAGAAGGCUAUGUCAGCUUAUGGUUAUGAAAUCGUGCAGACACUCAUUGUUGAUAUUGAACCAGACGUACAUGUCAAACGAGCAAUGAAUGAAAUCAAUGCAGCUGCAAGGUUAAGGGUGGCAGCGAAUGAGAAGGCUGAGGCUGAGAAGAUCAUCCAAAUCAAGCGGGCAGAGGGCGAGGCAGAAGCCAAGUAUCUGUCAGGUCUAGGUAUUGCCCGUCAACGCCAAGCCAUCGUAGAUGGCCUGAGGGACAGUGUGCUCGGCUUCUCGGUCAACGUACCAGGCACCACAGCAAAGGAUGUGAUGGACAUGGUCCUAAUCACACAAUACUUCGACACCAUGAAGGAGAUCGGUGCACAGUCCAAAUCUUCGGCUGUUUUCAUACCUCAUGGGCCUGGCUCUGUCCGUGAUGUUGCAGACCAGAUCCGUGAUGGACUGCUUCAAGCAUCCACUCACAACUGAAUUCCUCGUAUAUAGGUGCCGUAUGGUUCUAUCAUCAGUUACUAGAUUGCAUGUUUGAUGUGUGAUACUAUGGCCUAUGCUUUUCUGUACUUUCGAUUGUGAUGUCGAGGGACCAGAGACUCGCUAGAAAUGGCAUUAUGAUACAUAAUACAUGUGUGGCUGUGGAAAUCGAGAUGUGCUUCCUGCAUUUGUU
Messenger RNA from Musa acuminata subsp. malaccensis (wild Malaysian banana), 1398 nucleotides. Its product is annotated as hypersensitive-induced response protein-like protein 1. The record is from RefSeq and is a predicted model, not a curated record. Lineage: Eukaryota; Viridiplantae; Streptophyta; Magnoliopsida; Zingiberales; Musaceae.